AUGCUCAGUUCGAUUGAGUUGAGGAAGAAGAAGGCGGGAGAAGUAGAAAGUGGGGGAAAGAGGGAGACUGCAGAUCUGGAAUUUGAAGAACCAAAACGACGUCGUUUUGGUCAUGAGGAGAUAGAUUGUGAAAAGAAGAGACCAAUUCAACCAGGAGAUGAUGAUGGUGGGGAGAUCCAUGAAACUUUGCAAGCAAAUAAUGUGUAUUCCAAAGAUGACUGCUAUAUGGAAUUGUGUUUAGAGGCUUGUAUUGAUAAAGGAUAUUCUUCAGAUGGUACUAGUGAUUGGCCGUCUCAAGCGAAGCUCAAAGUUUUUAUGUCCAAGUCCAAACACCUCUUUGCUAAACUUAAUUAUGCUGAGCAGAUUAAGAAGAAACAGGAAGCUGAAUUAGAGAGGCAAUCUCAGCAAUUGAAUGAGGCGUUGAUGGAAAGGAACUUCAAAAGGAUUACAAGAUCCCAAGCUAAAGGUUUCAAAGUUUCUAAUCCAAAUAAGAAAUAA
This is a messenger RNA of Ilex paraguariensis (yerba mate), 498 nucleotides long. The record is from the annotation of a GenBank genome assembly. NCBI's taxonomy places the organism in Eukaryota, Viridiplantae, Streptophyta, Magnoliopsida, Aquifoliales, Aquifoliaceae.